ACUUCAACUCCCAUGAUGCAACAGUGAGCCAACGAUUGCGUAGAGUGGAAAGUAGCUUUAGCUGUGGGACAUUCAAUGACUUUGUACUCGUGAGGAAAGUUGUACGCGUACCGGACAGGUCUGGAUCGGUAACCGCGCUAAUGGAGGCCCUCAUACCGGUCAUAAACAAGCUGCAAGAUGUUUUUAACACGGUUGGCGCAGAUAUAAUGCAACUGCCGCAAAUAGCUGUUGUGGGAACACAGAGCAGUGGGAAGAGUUCUGUUUUAGAGAGCCUGGUCGGCAGGGACAUCCUCCCACGGGGUACCGGCGUAGUGACGCGCCGGCCCCUCAUCCUGCAGCUGGUGCACAUCGACUCGGUAGAUCGCAGGAAAACCAAUGAAGAGAAUGCCUCAGAAUCCAAGCAAAUUGUUCACUUUUACAAAGGCAUCGAUGGAGAGGAAUGGGGAAAGUUUCUACACACCAAAAAUAAGAUCUACACCAGCUUUGAGGAGAUCAGACAGGAGAUCGAAGCAGAAACAGACAGAAUUACUGGUAACAACAAGGGUGUUAGUGAUGAGCCCAUUCACCUGAAAAUCUUUUCCCCCAAUGUUGUUAACCUGACAUUAGUGGAUCUUCCUGGGAUCACAAAGGUACCAGUGGGAGAUCAGCCCAAGGACAUAGAGAUCCAGAUCAGGGAGCUGAUUCUAAAAUACAUCUCCAACCCUAACUCCAUCAUCCUGGCUGUGACCGCCGCCAACACCGACAUGGCGACCUCAGAGGCUCUGAAAGUGGCCCGGGAGGUCGACCCUGACGGCAGGAGGACGCUCGCUGUGGUGACCAAACUGGACCUGAUGGAUGCUGGCACGGAUGCCAUGGAUGUGCUGAUGGGCAGAGUCAUUCCUGUCAAACUGGGUAUUAUUGGAGUAGUCAACAGGAGUCAGCUGGACAUUAAUCAGAAGAAAGUGGUGGCUGAUUCUAUUCGUGAUGAGUAUGCGUUUCUACAGAAGAAGUACCCCUCUCUGGCCAGCAGAAAUGGAACCAAGUACCUGGCUAGAACAUUAAACAGGUUACUGAUGCAUCACAUCAGAGACUGUCUGCCUGAGCUGAAAACCAGGAUCAACGUGCUGGCUGCUCAGUACCAGUCUUUACUGAACAGUUAUGGUGACCCCGUGGAAGACAAGAGCGCCACACUGCUGCAGCUCAUCACCAAGUUUGCUGCAGAGUAUUGCAACACCAUAGAAGGCACGGCCAAGUACAUAGAGACGGCUGAACUAUGCGGCGGAGCAAGGAUCUGCUAUAUAUUCCACGAGACGUUUGGGCGCACAUUAGAGUCGGUGGAUCCUCUGGGCGGUCUGACGACCAUCGAUGUGCUGACGGCCAUCAGAAAUGCCACCGGCCCCAGGCCUGCUUUGUUUGUGCCGGAGGUUUCCUUUGAGCUGCUGGUGAAGCGGCAGAUCAAGCGCCUGGAGGAUCCCAGCCUGCGCUGCGUGGAACUGGUUCACGAGGAAAUGCAGAGGAUCAUUCAGCACUGCAGCAACUACAGCACACAGGAGUUACUGAGGUUUCCGAAGCUCCUUGAUGCUAUAGUCGAGGUGGUGACUUCUCUUCUCAGAAGGAGACUCCCAGUCACCAACGAUAUGGUUCAUAACCUGGUUGCCAUAGAGCUUGCCUACAUCAACACCAAACACCCAGACUUUGCUGAUGCCAUCGGGCUCAUGAACAACAAUCUAGACGAGCAGCGACGUAACAGACUAAGAGACUUGCCUCCUUCUGUUCCCAGAGACAAGGCAGCUUCCGGCAGCUCUCAGAGCAUCAGUGAUCAGGUGGAUGGAGGCACCGGUAACUGGAGGGGCAUGUUGAAGAAAGGGGAGGAUGGUUCAUCAGGCGACAGGGUGGUGCCCCAGCACCUGCCCCCGGCAAGCCCCCAACGAGGCCAUGCUGUCAACCUGCUGGAUGUGCCUGUUCCCGUCUCCAGGAAGUUAUCAGCUCGGGAGCAGAGAGACUGCGAGGUCAUUGAGCGUCUCAUCAAAUCAUAUUUUCUCAUUGUUCGAAAAAAUAUCCAAGACAGCGUGCCGAAGGCAGUCAUGCACUUCCUGGUGAACCACGUGAAGGACAGCCUGCAGAGCGAGCUGGUGGGACAGUUAUACAAGACGUCGCUGCUGAACGACCUGCUGACAGAGUCUGAGGACAUGGCUCAGAGACGCAACGAGGCUGCCGACAUGCUGAAGGCGCUGCAGAAAGCCAGUCAGGUGAUAGCAGAGAUCAGAGACACCCACCUGUGGUGAGGAGGACCGGUCUUCAGCAAGGACGUUUCAUACAUCCUACACACACACACACACACACCACCUCAGGCUUAAUUUAAACAUGCGCUGCUGUUGAUAUGUGAAUACCAGAACCUAGUUGUACAGAACAGGAGCAGCUGCAUCACUAGUCAGUGUAUUUCAGUCCUUCCUCACCAGCAUCACACAAGCUCCGGUCCCAGAUGGUUCUUUUUUCCUAGACAUCAGAAUGCAUCACCGUGUGGAGCCUUGCUUAGAGAUGUCUGUUUUCUUUAUAGAUUAUAAUUGAAGCUAGAAAUGAUAAAAGCAAAGAAAAAUGGAGCUCAGCCUUAAUAAAUAUCAGGAACUGCUCAGAAUUGUUUUCAAAGGGAUAUUUUGAAGUCUCUGUAGAAAAGUCCUAAAGUACUACCCUCCUGUAUUCUGUCCUGGAUGGCUUUUUUAUAGCAUCACAAUCACAUGAGUUAUUUACAAGCAUCAGCAUCACCACUUGUACAGAAACACACGUCUAAUUAGCUUAAAUAUGUUUAUUUUAGACCUUUUUCUUACACAAACAACUGUUUUACCCAUUGGCCCUCCCCUUCAUUGAUAGUGUUAUUUUUGUACAGACGCAGAGCUAAACCAGUGUUCAGGUGGAUUUUUAUAUCCAAAGUGUUAUUUUCUGAUGCUUUGUUGGACAAAGAGACGCAGGUAUGGGCUGUUUAUGGUCUUCACGAAGGGAUCAGAGUGAGUGAAGUGACUUAUUUAUUGUUUUAAUCUCUUUGUAGUUGACAUGUACAACAUGAUAAAGAGCAUGUGCUGGUGAAGGCUCUCCAUCCUCCUGGACAUGGUCGUUUAAUCCUAUUAGGAUGAUGAUGAACACAUGAACGGAUAUGACGGUCUGCGUCCACUCCGUCAGGUUUAGCUUUACCUCAGCCGGCCGCCCAUCUUGCCCUUGCCACGACCUUUGGCACUGAAACAAGACCGUAAACACUGCUUAUAUAAUCAGACGGUACAGUUGAGGGUUUAGAACAUGAUCAUGUGGAAAUAAACUCGUUAUUAAAGACAAAGGUUCUGA
Nothobranchius furzeri (turquoise killifish) is the source of this 3312-nucleotide messenger RNA. RefSeq names its product dynamin 1-like (gene dnm1l). The record is from RefSeq and is a predicted model, not a curated record. Gene Ontology annotation, cellular component: microtubule; cytoplasm; mitochondrion. Lineage: Eukaryota; Metazoa; Chordata; Actinopteri; Cyprinodontiformes; Nothobranchiidae. Gene Ontology annotation, molecular function: microtubule binding; GTPase activity; GTP binding. Gene Ontology annotation, biological process: mitochondrial fission; mitochondrial fragmentation involved in apoptotic process.